AUGCCCAGUGGUGCUGUGCAGUACACGUUCGUGAGGAAUCAACCCGUUUUCCGAUGUUUUUGCAAGGAGUGCGACAUGUAUUGAAUAACGCGGCGAGUCUAUGAAGUUCCCUUAAUCUUAAAGACGUGUGAUACAACGGACGUGUUCUUUGAAAUAAGAGUGAAAAUGUCAAAUGAAUCUGAAACACAAACUGACGGAGAACUGGUUGUGGUUGUGACAGAGUGAGAUGCCAGUUGUUGUAUUUUGAGCAUCCAUUUAAUUUCCAACCUCGUUUUGUACGCGUUUAAAACACAAGCAUAAAUUCUUUUGAAAAUCUAAACAUGGAUACAGAUGCAAACAUUAUCUGUCCCCAAACAGUUAAAUAAGACUGCUAAAAGGCAACUCUCUCGCCAUGUUAAGCAAGCAACGUCCAAGCAUAUAGGUCCCGAUUUGACUCACACCUGCCUGCUUUGACCAAUGUUUUUAACAUUAUCUCUAUACACGUGAGCAGUGCUACAUGUGAUCCUGUAGACACAAAAACUUGGACAGUGUAAGAAAAAUAUAUCGUAAAAAAAUAUUCACCAUGAGUGCUGAUGAGCCUCCGCGCACGCACCAAAAUGGCCACGCACCUUCACGCCAGAGGGAACUGCACCGCCUCUCGCAAAACAUCCAUCAGAGCCUCAUGCAAUGGUACCACAGGCAACUUACGAGGCACGACGAGCGACAGCAGGCACAGCAACAGCAGCAGUCGCAGCCGUACCUCCAGCAACAGGUCUUCCCUCAGCAGCAUCAGAAUGUCCUUCCUGGGCGACAACCUCAACCAGCGAACCAGUUCCAGCCGGUGCAGCAACCCCUAGUAACCUACCACGUGGUGCGAAGGCCUCGAAGCAGCCUUCGAAGGGAUAUCCUGACCAAGCUGCCGCCCUACCUGCAGAGGGGGACCACGGUGUGUUGUGGUUGCAGAAUGUCGGGCGUGAGCAUCCUGCCUCUGUUUCUCCUGGGUUCUGUCUUGGUCUUCAUCGGCAUCUUCGUCCUCACCAGCGGGUCCUCGGGCAUGAGCAGCGUCCUUAUGAUGACUGGAUUCGUGCUGGUGCUGUUCUACGUGUGGCUGUGUCGCAAGGCCCGGAAGGAGUACGAGGCCCUGCCCUUGGACCACCCGGAGCGCCUCUACUAUGCCAACCCGCAGCGACACCACGUCAGGAUUUUCGACUCGAGCCAGCUGCCGCCCGGAACACAGAUGGUGCACUUCUCCCCCACGCCCACGGCCUACCCGUCGAUGCACACGCAGGUGGUGCAGCUGACGCCCGUGACGAGAACGGGCUUGCCACCUGAGGCGCAGAUGGGACACUUCCCGACCCCCCCGGACACGCCCCAGCGACUGGGCGGGUCGUCGAGGGCGCCUCCGUACGACUCCUUGCGACCCUACGAUGACGACGAUAAGCCCCCUGCCUAUGAGGAUCUGUAUAAGGAUGUCUGAGGAGGAAUUGCACCUAGAAGGGAGGGAGAGUGAGAGAGAGAGAGAGAAUGAG
Molecule: messenger RNA, 1508 nt
Organism: Penaeus indicus
Lineage: Eukaryota; Metazoa; Arthropoda; Malacostraca; Decapoda; Penaeidae
Exons: 4
Coding region: 563-1456 (297 amino acids)
Source: RefSeq, a predicted model, not a curated record